Syngnathoides biaculeatus (alligator pipefish) is the source of this 1664-nucleotide messenger RNA. RefSeq names its product aldehyde dehydrogenase 9 family, member A1a, tandem duplicate 1 (gene aldh9a1a.1). Bases 88 to 1608 code for a protein of 506 amino acids. Lineage: Eukaryota; Metazoa; Chordata; Actinopteri; Syngnathiformes; Syngnathidae. The transcript is spliced from 11 exons. The record is from RefSeq and is a predicted model, not a curated record. Gene Ontology annotation, molecular function: aminobutyraldehyde dehydrogenase (NAD+) activity; 4-trimethylammoniobutyraldehyde dehydrogenase (NAD+) activity.
CACGCCCCCUCCCUCCCUGUUCAGUCGCGAGCGACGAGCAGAAGUCGCGCGCAGACUUCUGGCUCGCUUCGGCCGAACUCAACCGACAUGGCCAAGUCCAGCCUGGACGCCGCGGCCGCCGCCGCCACCGGCACUUUGCUGCUCGGCGACGACCUCAAUUUCUGGGCCGGGGAGCGACAGGCGCCCCGGCCGGGCGGCGCCGCCGGCGAGCCCGUGUACGAGCCGGCCACCGGACGCGUCCUGUGUCACAUGACCCCGUGCGGCCCCCGUGAGGUGGACUUGGCCGUCCAGAGCGCCCGCGGCGCCUACGUGACUUGGAGCAAGAUGGCCGGCAUGGAGCGGGCGCGCGUCCUGCUGGAGGCCGCUCGCAUCGUCAGGGAGCGGCGGGAGAAGAUCGCCAAGUUGGAGGUGAUCAACAACGGGAAGUCCAUCACCGAAGCGCUGGCGGACGUGGACCUGGCCUGGCAGUGUCUGGAGUACUACGCCGGACUGUCCGGAAGCAUGGCGGGUCAGCACAUCCAGCUGCCCGGCGGCGCCUUUGCGUACACCCGCCGUGAGGCUCUGGGGGUGUGCGUGGGCAUCGGGGCGUGGAACUACCCCUUCCAGAUCGCCGUGGUCAAGUCCGCUCCUGCGCUAGCGUGCGGGAACGCCAUGGUCUUCAAGCCCUCCCCUAUGACACCCAUCACCGCUGUGAUUCUGGCUGAGAUCUACCGGGAGGCCGGAGUGCCCCAAGGACUCUUCUGUGUGGUACAAGGUGGCGCCCAAACCGGAACAUUGCUGUGCCGGCACCCUGAUGUCGCCAAGGUGUCCUUCACGGGCAGCGUGCCCACCGGAAAGAAGGUGAUGGAGUUGUCGGCCCAGGGUGUGAAGCCCGUCACGCUGGAGCUCGGCGGGAAGUCUCCGCUGAUCAUCUUCAAAGAUUGCGAGCUGGAAAACGCCGUCAAGGGAGCGCUCAUGGCCAAUUUCCUCACACAAGGACAGGUGUGCUGCAACGGGACCAGGGUGUUCGUGGAGAGGGACAUCAUGAAGCAGUUCUUGGAGAAGGUGGUCGCCAGGACCAAGGCCAUCGCUGUGGGGGACCCCUUGCUGGACCAGACCCGCAUGGGGGCGCUCAUCAGCAAGCCCCACCUGGAGAAGGUCCUGGCUUUCGUCAGGCAGGCCAAGGAACAGGGGGCCGAAGUCCUCUGUGGUGGUGAACCCUUCGUGCCCGCCGACCCCAAACUCAAGGAAGGAUACUUCAUGUCGCCUUGUGUACUAGACAAGUGCAGGGACGACAUGACGUGCGUGAAGGAGGAGAUCUUCGGGCCGGUCAUGUCGGUGCUGCCGUUCGACAGCGAGGACGAGGUUCUGCGCCGCGCCAACGACACCACCUUCGGCUUGGCGUCCGGCGUCUUCACCAGGGACGUCUCGCGGGCGCACCGGGUGGCCGAGAAGCUGGAGGCGGGCACGUGCUACGUCAACAACUACAACAUCGGCGGCGUGGAAGUCCCCUUCGGAGGAUACAAGAUGUCAGGUUUCGGGCGCGAGAACGGUCAGGUGACCAUCGAGUACUACUCCCAGCUGAAGACGGUGGUGGUGGAGACGGGCGACGUGGACGGCCUCUUCUGAACGACCUUCCGACAACUUUGCCUCCGACUUUCUCAAUAAAAGCCACAUCGAAUGUG